AUGGCUCGUUCAUUCUAUGAAGAUGAAGAACAUCUAACACCUCUACCAGGUACAACACAACCAGCCACUAAGCAAGAACUAGAAUCUUUAUCACCAAGACUAGUCAAUGGUGCUUCUGUUAGAUCACCAUCUUUUCUACAAUCUAAAAUUGAAUCAAUCAGAACUUUCUUCAACCAAACAUGGAUCUCCACUGAAGAUAAAUUAGAUCAGCUAACAACAUCAUACCAUACAAAAGAACAACAUUUUUCCACAACAAUUGCCAAACUUCACGAUAGAGACGAAGAUCUAUUACCAGGUUCAAUAUAUAUCGCUAUAGCCGCUCUUACAGGUUCAAUCAUUACACGUCGUUCAAACAUUGUCUUUAGAGGUAUAGCACCAGUGAUACUUGGUACUUUAGCUUUCAAGUUUGCAUUACCAAUUACUUUCAAGAACUCAACUUCAUUUUUACACAAGAUUGAGCACGAAAAUUUACCUCAAAUAACUAAUAAGCAAGAUGAAUUAGUGGGUAAAGUUGAAAGCUUGGUUAACAAGAGUGAAGCAGAGUAUAAAAAAAGUGUUUCAAAAUUUGAUACUGGUGUUGAAGAUUUGAAAAGGGGGAUUAAGAAAUAUGGUGGGUUAAAUGUUGACGAUGUUGUUACGAAGAAAUAG
Hansenula anomala is the source of this 648-nucleotide messenger RNA. Its product is annotated as MICOS complex subunit MIC26/MIC27. The transcript has a single exon. Lineage: Eukaryota; Fungi; Ascomycota; Saccharomycetes; Phaffomycetales; Wickerhamomycetaceae. Bases 1 to 648 code for a protein of 215 amino acids. Gene Ontology annotation, biological process: cristae formation. The record is from RefSeq and is a predicted model, not a curated record. Gene Ontology annotation, cellular component: mitochondrial crista junction; MICOS complex.